This is a messenger RNA of Xiphophorus maculatus (southern platyfish), 6659 nucleotides long. It is a transcript of the gene ulk1b, whose product is annotated as unc-51 like autophagy activating kinase 1. The coding region runs from base 561 to 3632 and encodes 1023 amino acids. The record is from RefSeq and is a predicted model, not a curated record. Gene Ontology annotation, cellular component: cytoplasm; autophagosome. Gene Ontology annotation, molecular function: protein serine/threonine kinase activity; ATP binding. Lineage: Eukaryota; Metazoa; Chordata; Actinopteri; Cyprinodontiformes; Poeciliidae. Gene Ontology annotation, biological process: peptidyl-serine phosphorylation; axon extension; autophagosome organization. The transcript has 27 exons.
AGCAGAUUCCGCUUUGUUGUGAGCGUCGAUGCUGUGACUUUCAGCGAAGUCAGCUGCUAUUUUGCAACGUAUUGCGAGGAUUUUUUUAUUUUAUUUUUUUUAUCGCACUCACUGGACAUUAAAUGUUGUCAACUUGCAAGCUCAGUUUGUCGUCUUUUCGCCGGGUGGAAGUCUCAGGCGACAGAAGUCUGGACCUCCUGUAUAUAAACAAAACGCAGCAAGCUGCUUCUUAAGGUGGCACGUCAGACAGCUGUAAAGGGGCUGCCGUCGUCGGCUUCCAGUUUGGCAAGUUAGCUAACUUCGUGUUAGUAGCUUUGCCAGUGAUGGAAAUAAACGUACAGCUCUGUUAGGAGUUCAACUCCAACAGGGAACCGUGCGAACAUGAGAGAAGAGGACAAUUUGCUGGUAGGAAGCCAGUCCAUGGCAAGCGAAAGAGGGGGUGAACGUUCCUGCAGCAGCCCCCGCUUGACUGAGGAGAAAAGACUAUCCAACGAGAAGGGUGACCUGAGGCCCCCUGGUUAUUGGUCCAGGUCUUAGUUGGAGAAAUUCGGACUUUCGAUAUGGAGACGGUGGGGAAAUUUGAGUUCAGUCGGAAGGACCUGAUAGGACAUGGCGCAUUUGCUGUCGUUUUCAAAGGCAGACACCAAGAGAAACUCGACUGGGAGGUGGCAGUAAAAUGCAUAAACAAGAAGAACUUGGCCAAAUCUCAGACGCUGCUGGGGAAGGAGAUCAAAAUAUUGAAGGAACUGAAACAUGAGAACAUUGUUGCAUUACUGGACUUUCAGGAAACUGCCAGCUCAGUGUACCUGGUAAUGGAGUAUUGCAAUGGCGGAGAUCUUGCUGACUACUUACACUCCAAAGGCACACUGAGUGAGGACACUAUUCGGGUUUUCCUGCAACAAAUUGCAGGGGCCAUGAAAGUCCUGCAGACCAAAGGAAUAAUCCAUCGGGACCUCAAACCCCAGAACAUUCUGCUCUCCUACCCACCGGGCCGAAAGUCUCACUCCAACAACACCUGCAUCAAGAUCGCGGACUUUGGCUUUGCCAGAUACCUUCAGAACAACAUGAUGGCAGCUACACUUUGUGGCUCUCCCAUGUAUAUGGCUCCUGAAGUUAUUAUGUCCCAGAACUAUGAUGCCAAGGCUGACUUGUGGAGUAUAGGAACCAUCGUAUUUCAGUGUCUGACUGGUAAAGCUCCUUUUCAGGCCAGCAGUCCCCAGGACCUCCGGCUGUUCUAUGAGAAAAACAAGAAUCUGAGUCCCAACAUACCCAGAGAGACUUCUAGCCAUCUGAGGAACCUGCUGCUCGGUCUGCUGCAACGCAACCACAAGGAUCGUAUGGACUUUGAUGAGUUUUUUACCCAUCCUUUCUUGGAUGCCAGCUCAUCCAUUAAAAAGUCCAUCCCUACAGUGACCAUGACCUGUUUGCCCAGUUCGGCAUCAGCCAGCUCUUGUAGCAGCUCCUCCACGUCUCACCUUGCCUCACCACCGCAGUCUUUAGCUGAGACUCAGCAUCUGCGUGCCAAAGUUCUGGCCUCUCCAACGCAAGAGGCUGCAGGUUUUCUCCUGAAGGACUCGUCUGGAGCAGGCGGCAGCAGCAAGAACUCCUCCUCUUGCGAUACAGAUGAUUUUGUCAUGGUGCCUGCUCAUUUUACAACAGGUGAACUGACUUGUGAGAGUAAAGUGCUGCAGGACAGUUUGAUGAACAGCGGCUCUCUUCUGGCUUCAGCUGGUCUGUGUAACCAAACGAAAACACCACCGCACUCUCCUUCUUACAGUGGCUCUCCAAGUCCUGUCAGGCCCACCGAGUUCCCUGGCAGUAAUUACUGUGGUAGCUGUGGAAACCAUGUUCACUCAUUGCCUAUCCCAGUUCCCACUCAGGUCCAGAACUACCAUCGCAUGGAGCUGAACCUUCAAUCUACCAAGCAGGAUGGCUCACCACGGUUGUCGACAGCGGUGCAUCGCGGCAGCAGUGGAAGCCUGGUGGGCCAUGCUAGAGCAGGACCUCUGGCCCCAUGGCAGGGAGCGGUCCCCUCCUCCCGUAGGCUUUCACUGGGAGGGACCAGAACAUUCCAGAUUUCUCCUCAAGGCCCGCAGCACGUUGAGUCGAGGCAGACGUCUCAGCAGCAGCCACAGGCACCAGGGCUCGGCACACGGCUCCACAGUGCCCCCUGUCUGUUGGAUUGCGCGACUGGCAGCAGCAGACAGAAAAUCAAGAAGCAGCAUUCAGACCCCGUCGCUGUCCCUCCAACCGGGCUGAUGACCAUCCGGCCGCUCCACUCUUCCCCCAGACUCAGUGAGCUGAUGCAGCGUAACCCUCUACCGACCAUCCUGGGAUCCCCGUCCAGGGCUAUCCCUCCUUUUGAAUUCCCAAAGCCGCCAAGUUCUCCAAACAUUGUGACGUUCCUGACUCAGAAGGGUUUGGUUGUUGGCUCGCCUGGCAGCAGAACUGCCCCAGGAGAGCUCAGAGACCUGGGACAACAAGCGCCGGCGCCGUCCACCCACCCAGCCUACUGUGUCCACAGAGUGAACGAUGAUGGCAGGAGCUUUGGAAGGUCACAGAGUGCCGGCCGUCUGUCUGACAUGCUGCUAAUGGCUGCGUUUGGAGCAGGACAUGCAGGAGAACGAGGCAGCAUGGAGAACCUGACCUCAGAAAAAGCCAUAGACAUAACAGCUCCUCCUGGUGGUGGCUUUGCACCUGGUUCUUGCAGCCCCGCACAGGUGGUUUUCACUGUUGGCUCUCCACCAAGUGGCAGUACCCCACCUCAGACCUCCAGACACAGGAAAUGUUCAGGCUCCUUCAGUUCAGGCAGUCCUGCAGGCUCGUUGACCAGUCGCUACCCCCAAACAGGCACCUUUCCCGAAGGCUUUGAGGCCCCGCCCAGCCCUCGCUACAGUUUCACUGAUCCUAUCACCGCUAACAUGGGAGGCGCUGUGACCUUUGAGGCCCCUGAGCUGCCUGAGGAGACGCUGAUGGAGCAAGAGCACACAGACACGGUGCAGCGCCUGCGUUUCACUUUGGAGUUUGUGCUCUGUCUGAUGGAGGUGGCUAGCACUCGUGGGGCAGUCACAGUCGGGGGACAGGGAGACGGCUCUCACCCCGCUGUCCUUCAGCAGCAGAGCCUAGUGGCAGAUCAGAUAAGCUCACUGAGCCGAGAGUGGAGUCAUGCAGAACAGUUGGUGCUCUACCUUAAAACCGCAGAACUGUUGUCUACUGCCUUACACACGGCCAUGGAGCAAGUUAAACAGGGCAAACUCUACCCCUCCUCUACUGUCAAACAAAUAGUGAGGCGGCUGAAUGAGCUGUACAAGUCCAGCGUGGCAUCUUGCCGCUCUCUCAGCACUCAUCUGGAACAUUUCUUCUCCAGGAAGCAUCGUCUAAUGGACCAAAUCAGCUCUAUCACAGCUGAGCGUCUGCUCUUUAGCCACACAGUGCAGAUGGUUCAGGCUGCUGCGCUGGAUGAGAUGUUCCACCAGGGGGAAGCGUCAAUCCUGCGUUACCACAAAGCUCUCCUGCUAAUGGAGGGCCUGUCUCUGCUCCUCACUGAACACGAUGACAUCCUUAUUGUUAGCAAAUGCAAGGAGUGCAUUGAACGUCGCCUCACAGCUCUGCAGUCGGGUCUCUGUGUUUGACUUGAGACAAACACAGACACAUAACUCUGAAACUAGUUAUGUGUCACAGUGCAAACCCUCCAUUCGCACUCGGAACUAACCAAAUCUCCACCCACAUUUUAUGGUUUCACAUAGAAAAGCUUUCGUUUUCGCAAGAAAACCACAAAGUUUACUCAGACACUGGAGGGUUUCGCGCAUGGAAGAUCUUUCAGUUUUCAGAGUUGGACUGUGACAGAAACAUCUCUACUCUGGAGGGUGGACCAGUAAUGGACAUAAGGAGGACUCUGCUGCUGAAGAUGGAAAUGCCAAGAAAAAGAUUUGCACCUAGUUACUGUUGGUAUAAAAAGAAGGAGCAGUUUUUGCCAAGUAGUCACAUUCCUUCAUGUUGUGCUUAUCUAGCAUAAGAAAACAGCUUUUUAGGAUUCAUUCUAGAUGCAGUGGGAUGAGAAGAUUAAUGCAGUAGAAGCUGCACAGCUGGUGAAAUGUUCUGAUAGAGACUCCCUGUGUCUAAAUAUUCCCAUAAUGGGUUUUUGGCUUAUAUUUCUAAUUUCCUCCCAUAUUUGUUCUGUAUCUUCUCUGAUUCUUUAAUGCUUUUUGACAGAAAGUACACAUUUAUAAAGCAUAGUGAAAUUUAAUCAGCAGAAGUAUGUACAAGCACUAUUACAAAACCACAACCAAAUUACUUUCGAAAGACUUGAAGUAGAUUCAGUGUCUGCCUCUGCUGUUUUGAUUAAAAAAAAAACAUGAAUGAGUAAGAAUUUUCACACUGAGGUUGAGAGGGAAGUAUUUUAAUUCUGUUCAUGAAAAUUGUGACUUGCAAUAAUCGCAGAGAAAACAGGUCAGGUUAAUGCUCAAAACACCCAGUUUUACUAUAGAGUGUAAAGAGUGUAGAGUGUAAAUUAGAAUAACAUUGAAAAGUUCAUUUAUUUCAGCAAUCCAAUUUAAAAAAAUUAAAGUUAUUAAUUUCUGUUAAUUUUGAUGAUCAUUGCUUAGAGCGUCUUACAUUCUUUUAAAGGUUGCUGUAACCGUUUUGCCAAAUUUUGUCCUUCCACCUAACUUUGGUUACAGCAUUCUGAGAAAACAGUUUUUUGUGAUUUCUUCACCGUGUGGAGGAUGCCAAUGACUGUGUGCUGAACAACGUUUGCUUCAGUAUCAGCCUUUAUCUGUUUUGCGUCAUUGACUCUUGUGUGUCUCAUCUUCCUCUUGGCAUUACUCCACACGUUCUCUAUGUAGUUUAGGUCAGGGGAUUUUGCUUGCUAACCAAUAACACAGUCAUUAAAAAUGGACCAUGACAAUUUCUUCCUUCUACGCGGUGAGCAGCUAGCUAUAUCUUUAAAAAUCUGCUUAUUUUCCUCACACUCCAUCUGUAUGAGCAGAAUAAAUAAGUUUAUCUUAACUAAGAUAAGUGCUUGAACAAUAUCACAUUGUAUGAAUGUGUAGAAAAAAAUGAGUUUAUCCAAAUUAAUUUACUGAAAUGACUUUUUAGUAACAUUCAAAUUUCUUGAGCUGCACCUAUGUUCAUCCGACACUCGUAGGCUUUCACACUCAUUGCUGGUAUUUUCUGCAAAUAAUUUCCAGACUUUUUCACGGGGAUUUUUGCAUUUUAUCUCUCAAUCUUGUGGGUGUUCAGCGAGUCUAGUCAAAUAUGAAUGUAGGGCUGUCAGGAAAGAAGAAGCAUUAAAAUCAGGCUGAAUGUUGAAGGGGGGAGGUCAACAUUUAAGCUGAUCUUAAGGGUUGAAUGUUUUUGCACUGUUGACGUACUGUAUAGAUAGAGGAGUAUGCUAAAAGUGUGCAGUUUGUGUAGCCGUGCUCAUUUAGAGACAUCUGCUUAUUCAUUUUAGUGUUGUUUUAGUUGCUUUUGCAUUUACCGUCAUAAAUUGUGUAUGUUUUUAAUGUUAAAGAGUGUUGAGAAGGAAGUUGUAUAAGCUAGUUUUCUAGAAGAGGAAAGAAAAAAAAUUCACACUGAAAAAAAUGUUGCGGUUCUUGUUUUGUGCUUUAUUUUAACGUUAUUGUUUGGUUUGGAUUUUUUAAGGCUUUAUGCCGUUUUCUGCUUGCUUGAUUAAUUUUAAUUGUGGCUGUUUCAGAUGUUCUAAAUUUGAUUGCCUGAUUUAGGUUAGGUUUAAAUCCUACAUUAGUUGUUUUUUUAUGGGCUGUGUGCAUGCAAGUGUGAACUGGUAAGCCUGAUAUUUAACAUGGUAACAUCAGAGGGACACGUUAAGCGCAGAACUUGCUACAUAGAUCUGCUCUUGUGAGAAGCAGAACAUGUUACUCUGAUGUAAUUGACAUCGAAACCCACCACUACCUUAUUUUACUCAAGAUGUCAUUCCCUCUGCUGCUCAAGGCAGAAAUUGAGUCCAUAUUUUAUAUAAUGUUUGCGUGCGAUUUUGGCUCAAGAGGCUGCACUAAGACGCCUUUUUAGCUUUGCAAUCGGCAGGACAAACUGGAGAGAUAAUUUAUCUGAACAGACAUUUUCUGUGUUUACUUGUCGCCUUUCAUGUUGUGUCCUAAAUGAUGUCUUCGUCUCUAAGUAUACAUUCCUAAUAUUAAUGAAUUAAUUCCUCCGCAGACGUUUUGUCACUACACUUGCUGUGCUGACCUUCAAGGAAUCAGAUGACAGAAGCAACUGAUGCAUGUGUCACUUUUUACUGUUCCAUACAAUCUUUAUUCUGAUUAGUGAAAACAAUGCCCUUUGAUCAUAGCCAUCAUGUCAAUUUUAUUUCAAUUUGUUUCUUUUACAUAUUUCUAACAUACCAGGAUGUUUCCAUUUUAUGUUUUUCCCUUGACUAAUUCUGUGUUGCCUUUUAUAUGUCGUGAAUUAAGUUAUUGUAUAUUCAACUCUGGGGAGAUGAUGGGCCACCCGAACAUUCCCAAAGACUAUUAAGCUUUUUUGCUUGAUCUUCCACAUUCUCUCUCUUGCUGUUGCAAAAGCAGUUUUAAUGUUUUCAUAUUCAUAAUAGACGCACUAUCUUCUGUACCCCUGCUGGUAAUGUAAUCUUUACUGUUUGGGGAGCUUCGUCAUGAUUAAAGUGAAAGGACAUUUCUUCAGGA